Molecule: messenger RNA, 801 nt
Organism: Sardina pilchardus (European sardine)
Lineage: Eukaryota; Metazoa; Chordata; Actinopteri; Clupeiformes; Clupeidae
Gene: ndufa8
Product: NADH:ubiquinone oxidoreductase subunit A8
Exons: 4
Coding region: 113-631 (172 amino acids)
Biological process (GO): mitochondrial electron transport, NADH to ubiquinone
Source: RefSeq, a predicted model, not a curated record
CAUUGACCUUCCCUGUAGCCGCGUCCGUUUUCAGACGACGGGACCUUGAGUUUGCCAUCAGCCUUGGCUGUUUGAUCAAUCUGUCUGUCUGUGGUGCGUCAAAAAUCGUGCCAUGCCCGGUCCAGCUGAUCUUCCGUCAUUGCAGGACCUAAAUGUCGAAGAAGUAAAUGUGUCCUCGGCAGUGCUGAAGGCAGCCGCCCAUCAUUAUGGGUCCCAGUGUGACAAACCCAACAAAGAGUUCAUGUUGUGUCGGUGGGAGGAGAAAGAUCCCAGGAAGUGUCUGGAUGAAGGAAGGAAGGUCAACGAGUGUGCCAUUCAAUUCUUCAGGCAGAUAAAGGGAAACUGUCCAGAGGUCUUCACUGACUACUGGACUUGCUUGGACUACUCCAACCUCCAUGAACUCCGCCGCUGCCGCAAACAGCAGGCGGAGUUUGACAAUUGUGUGCUGGAGAAACUUGGUUGGCAGAGACCAGACCUCGGGGAACUCUCAAAGGUCACAAAAGUAACCACUAGCCGACCCAUCCCUGAGAACCCAUACUGCUCCCGGGAAAGGCCUGAGCCCAACGCACCUAUUGAGGGUCCACUGGUGCCAGCCAAGUAUGGCAGCCGAAUGUUUUUCUGGAACUGGUGAAGAAUGAACCAUCACGGUACCCUGCCAUACCUACAGUUAAAAUCCAGCUCACACCCCAUCAGACCACAAUGGACAGCGCGUGCGAGGUGGAGUGCCCCCCCUCCCUAUGUGUAGACUUGUAAAGAGUGAUUAAAUUUAAAGUGUUAAAUAAAAAAAGAUAUUAAUUUAAA